AUGAGAGGUCUACCAAGUUUUGUUAGAACAUUGCGAGUCGGCGCUCUCCAGAGGCGAUUUCAGGCGAUUUCCGUGUCCGACGCCGUUUGCUCCGCCGCUAUUCCGCUAUUCCGUUUCCGACGCCGUUUGCUCCGCCUCUGUUUGAUUACGCCGAAUGAAGAAGCCUACCUUUCCAAGGAGGUUAUACACAAGAGGGCUGAACCGGAAGCCCAAAAGAGCAUCUCCUACGGCAGCAACGACAAAAAGCUAUUUGCUGCCGUGAAAAAACUACUGAGUGAUGCCGAGUGGGAAACACUAUGCGACUCGCGAGUUGGUGUCUUCUGCAAGUUUCACGACCUCGACUUCGAGUGGUCUUCGAAAUUUUCCCUCCAUGAGUUUGAGCAUCUCACCGGCCUCAACUGCGACUAUGUGGAAGAUAUUGAUGACCCCAAGUGCAAGGUUACUCUAGAGAUGAGAGCAUUCUGGGAGAAGCUCGGAGUAGGUGUUGAGCUUGGUCCGAGUCAAGUGGAGAUCAUUCGUGCAUGCGAAUGGGCAACAGACUGGCCGAGUGAGGACAAACUUAGGCUUGGUUACUUGGCCAUCUACACUGGCUUCAUUGCUGCUCGGAAAAACACCUCGCACACUCCUGUCAACCUGGCCAGAUUAGUGAUGGAUGAAGAGGAGUUUGAGAAUUAUCCGUGGGGGCGUGUAGCUUUCAAGAACCUGAUCGAAGCCGUCAAAGAAGCAGAGCUAUGGAAGUCCGGGUAUGUCCUGGAUGGGUUUGUUGAGGCUCUACAAGUAUGGGCAUAUCGUUUCAUGCCUGAAUUCGGAGCGGGUUGUGGUGCGCCCAUACGAAACGCUCCUGACAUUCCGCUCUUGUCCUACAAAGGAGUCCAGGGUCUAAGGAACAUUGAACUCACGAUACUGAAGCAGGUGAACUUUGAUCACUGCAUAAUGGUGGAGAGAGACUUCGUUUACCCAAAGUGGGAUGAGGAUAAGGAAGACCCGCGUGUAGAUGAACUCAUCAACGCGCUGUAUGGAGACCUGGGCCGGUGGAGGUGGAAGCCGGCGGACUGGAAUCCUCAAGGUGUUCUGGUGAAGAAUCCUAUACCCCGCGGAGUCUGCGAAGAGGAAAAGAGCCUCUGA
Messenger RNA from Microthlaspi erraticum, 1125 nucleotides. The record is from the annotation of a GenBank genome assembly. Lineage: Eukaryota; Viridiplantae; Streptophyta; Magnoliopsida; Brassicales; Brassicaceae.